Anguilla anguilla (European eel) is the source of this 3171-nucleotide messenger RNA. RefSeq names its product metallothionein-2. The record is from RefSeq and is a predicted model, not a curated record. The transcript has 5 exons. Bases 513 to 854 code for a protein of 113 amino acids. Lineage: Eukaryota; Metazoa; Chordata; Actinopteri; Anguilliformes; Anguillidae.
GUAUCCCUACAUCCGGUUUUGGUCGCCAUCUUGUGAAAUAGGCCUAUGUUCCCAUAUCUCUUUUUACCAUAAUUCGACCGGACCGGAACUCUUUAGUUUACCUAUAACUCCACGAGUACCGGAACUACUGAAUUAACAAAAAAAAGGGUUCUCUUUAUGAUUUAAGGAUUUCCAACUGACUGUUGUCUCUAUGACAACAUAGUUGUUUCAGCCACGAAACGGUAGCUAGCUGGUAAUCAAACGAUUUAACGUGCCAGUGAUAGCGUCUAAAUUGUAUUAUCUAGUCUACUACAAUAAACAAUUAAUUUAGCUAGCUUUUAGAGGUUCAGUUAGCAUGGUAGCCCAAUGGUAAACAGCAAUUAUUUGGUAAAAUACUACUUGGCUGUUUUCGUCAUGCUCUCCAUGCGAUAGCUAACAUUAGCAUCCGCUUGUUUAACAAGAUUCGUUGAUCUGACAUGAAUGAGCACACUGGUUAGCUAGCUAACUAACUUUGGUUGGUGGAAGAAGUGGCCAUGACAGUACUGUCAGUGUGGUCUCUCUCCAUCCCUCUACCAGCAGUGCUGAUUAUAGCAGUCAGUUUCUACUUGCUAAUGCUGCUGGUGGCGCUUUGGUGUCGACAUUGCCUUAAAGCCCAGUGCUCCCCUCAGUGCUGUGACUGCUGUGCUGACGUCAGCCCCUGUGAAUACUGCCUGGCGUGUGCGGAGUCAUGUGACUGCCGUCCGCCGUCCCUGCGCUCCUGUCUCAACCAGACCUGCCCCCCUCCCUCUUGCGCCAUGUGUGACUGCGCGUGCACCUGCCAGCCCCCCGACUGCGAGUCCGUCAACUGCCUGUGCUUCGAGAUCAAGUUCAGAUAGCGGUUAGCCUGGAGACCACGCAGAAGCACCUGAAACAGCACGUACAGACUGGCGCUAACUGCGCUUAAAUGAGCUCUGGACUCCUGAAACAGCAGGUACAGACUGGCGCUAACACUGCGCUUAAAUGAGCUCAGACUCCUGAAACAGCACGUACAGACUGGCGCUAACACUGCGCUUAAAUGAGCUCAGACUCCUGAAACAGCACGUACAGACUGGCGCUAACACUGCGCUUAAAUGAGCUCAGACUCCUGAAACAGCACGUACAGACUGGCGCUAACACUGCGCUUAAAUGAGCUCAGACUCCUGAAACAGCAUGUACAGACUGGCGCUAACACUGCGCUUAAAUGAGCUCAGACUCCUGAAACAGCACGUACAGACUGGCGCUAACACUGCGCUUAAAUGAGCUCAGACUCCUGAAACAGCACGUACAGACUGGCGCUAACACUGUGCUUAAAUGAGCUCAGACUCCUGAAACAGCAUGUACAGACUGGCGCUAACACUGCGCUUAAAUGAGCUCAGACUCCUGAAACAGCACGUACAGACUGGCGCUAACACUGCGCUUAAAUGAGCUCAGACUCCUGAAACAGCACGUACAGACUGGCGCUAACUCUGCGCUUAAAUGAGCUCAGACUCCUGAAACAGCAUGUACAGACUGGCGCUAACACUGCGCUUAAAUGAGCUCAGACUCCUGAAACAGCACGUACAGACUGGCGCUAACACUGCGCUUAAAUGAGCUCAUACUCCUGAAACAGCAUGUACAGACUGGCGCUAACACUGCGCUUAAAUGAGCUCAGACUCCUGAAACAGCACGUACAGACUGGCGCUAACUCUGCGCUUAAAUGAGCUCAGACUCCUGAAACAGCAUGUACAGACUGGUGCUAACACCGUGCUAACACUGCGCUUAAAUGAACUCUAGACUCCUGAAACAGCACCUACAGGCUGGCACAUCUGCACGUAAAUAGCAACACUGAUUGGUGACCCGAAAACAUUUUCUUGAUCCCUGUAAUCAAUAUUUGCAGUAACACAUUCGCCUCUUCUCGUCAAGCUGAAAAUGUCACAGAUGACUGCAGGAUAUGCCUCCUAUCUACACGAGAUCCACAACCUGCUUACUGCGUUAUGUGGAAGUGUAUCGCGCACGUGCCAGACCAGCUGAACAAAAGUAUAUCAUAGUUUCCCAAACAUUAAUGAUGCUUUAAUUCAGCGGUGUCAAACUUAAGUCCUGGAGGGCCGCGGGGUCUGCGGGUUUAACUCCAGUCCUGAAGGGCCGCAGUGUCUGCGGGUUUAACUCCAGUCCUGGAGAGCCGCAAUGUCUGUAGAUUUAACUCCAGUCCUGAAGGGCCGCAGUGUCUGCGGGUUUAACUCCAGUCCUGAAGGGCCGCAGUGUCUGCGGGUUUAACUCCAGUCCUGGUGGGCCGCGGUGUCUGUAGAUUUAACUCCAGUGCUGGUGGGUCGCGGUGUCUGUAAAUGUAACUCCAGUGCUGAGGGGCUGCAGUGUCUGUAGAUUUAACUCCAGUCCUAGAGGGCCGCAGCGCCUGCUGGCUUUUGGUGUGUUUCAGCACCAGUGAUUCGUUUAAGUCACUGGUUGGCUAAACUGUUCACACACCCCUUGUUCUCAAGGUUUUAAUUAGUUGCUGCACAUGCAGACACUGCAGUCCUCUCCAGGACUGGCGUUUGAGACCUCUGCCUUAAUUUGUCAGCAUGAAAUCUUAAUCGUUUACUUUGAAACAUUGCAGAUGCUCUCAAAGCACACUUCUGCAUGCACACAUUAAUUAAACUUGACAUGGCUUUGCAUUGUCAGCUGCAGUUUAUGGUUCAUCCUUCUGAAAUGCACAGUUUACAGGCACAUUUUUGUGAAUCAACAUGUCUGUUCACACAAUUCUGGCAGAAUUAGACUUUUAAAAACUCAUUCUGCAGGUAACUGUACAUAAGUGCCGUUCAAAAUGUACACCAGUGUCUCCCAGUGCUGUUUAUUAUUUUGUAAAUAUCUGCCGUUUUGACUAUUCUAAGGCAGUUGUUUUGACUGACAAACCUUUUCUUAUGAAUUGUUUUUAAAAUACUUGAACACAUGAGCUCAACAUGUGUUCAAGAAAUUACUGUACAACUGCUGGUCAUUAACAGCUGCUGUCCAUGGCCUUAAUAACUGUUUGAGAGCAGCCAUAACAUUUCUACAUAGUCAAUAGUUCUAGCUUUUUCCAAGUAUUUAGUUUAAAUCCAUUUUUAUGUUUAAAUUCGUGAUCUAUCUUUGAAUACCUUGUACAUAUUUUUUAUUCAAAUAAAAAAACAUUUUUUUUAAAUACACACUGAGCAUUUUUUUCUU